Messenger RNA from Cyphellophora attinorum, 3807 nucleotides. RefSeq names its product Cullin-associated NEDD8-dissociated protein 1, C-terminal part. Gene Ontology annotation, cellular component: nucleus. The record is from RefSeq and is a predicted model, not a curated record. The coding region runs from base 1 to 3807 and encodes 1268 amino acids. The transcript is spliced from 3 exons. Gene Ontology annotation, biological process: protein ubiquitination; SCF complex assembly. Lineage: Eukaryota; Fungi; Ascomycota; Eurotiomycetes; Chaetothyriales; Cyphellophoraceae.
AUGUCGCGCGAUCGUAGUGCCACCGCGACACAAAUCAGCGGCAUGAUCCAGAAGCUGCAGGACCCAGAUCCAGACAUUCGUUUCAUGCAGUUGAGCGAUCUUCAAGGUGCCCUGUCCAAUAUCAACACUGAAUGGGUGAGAAACGAUAUCCCCACCGCUGGUCGUGUCAUCGAAGGCGUGGUCCAUGCAUUGGGUGACCAGAAUGGUGAAGUCCAGAAUCAAGCCCUCAAAUGUAUCGGGCCACUGGCCGCGAGGACUCCAAACGAGCUCAUCGCUCCCACUAUCGACAAGAUCACUCAGCUACUUACCGCAUCUGAUAUCGAUCACUCCGUACCCAAUUCGGCCCUGCGAAGUCUCGUUGCCAGUCUGCCCCAUCCUCAAGUCGGCAAUGUCUCUGUAUCAGAUGUCAAGGAAGCCUACAGUGCGAUCAGUAAAGUGCUGAUUCCGCGACUCGUGGGAAGAGUCGUCUUGUCCGGGAGCAAGUCGUCGGCACAACCUCCCUUUGGCUUACUGCAGCCUCAGAAGGGCAAGGGCUACAACGCUGAUGCUGUAGACGUCCUGAUCGAAAUAGUAAAGCACUAUGGCACACUUCUGCAGGACAAGGAGUUGAUCGCUUUGGCACAAGCAGUCAUGGACAUCAUCGAGAGUCCACAAGCCGGCGGUGUUGUCAAGAAACGAGCACUUGCUGGUGUUGGCGCCCUCCUCGUCCACUUCUCGGAGUCACAAGUCAGCUCCUUCGUCGAUGCCCUGGCGCAGUCCUUCAAGGCCUCACAGAUCUCCAAUGAGCACCGUCGGUACCUGAUUGCAACAAUCGGCACACUUGCAAAGUCCACACCAAAGUUCGGACCAUAUUUGCAUUUGACCAUUCCGCAUGUGUUGUCCGCAUUACAGAUCGAUGAGGACGAGGAAGACGACCAAUCAGAGGACGCUGAGACCGAUGCUGAAUUGGAAGAGAUGCGUGAGGCUGCUCUACAGACACUGGAUGCUCUCCUAGGCUCCUGUCCGACAGAGAUGGCCGAGCACCAGGACGACGCCCUUGCUGCGGCUCUUCGCUUCCUCAACAGUCUUUCUGCUUCAGACCACGACACGCUCUUCAACGGAAUAGCCCCAAGUCUCCUUUCGCGCCUGCACAACGAACGCGAAGACAAUGUUCGUCUCGAGGUCAUCAGUGCGACCACGACCCUCAUCAAGAAAGCCGGCUCGUCCAGCACUGUUCACCGCUCAGAAGAAUUCGAAAUUCCUCCCACUACUGGUCGGAAGCGGAGACGUCAGGACAGCGAGGUAUCCCAGCAUGAUCCCGAGCUACGAGGUCUUGUCUUGUCGCGUGCGAGCCCUCCAAUCACCCCAUCAUCCCCUCCUGCAAGUGGUGCUCAGGCCGAUCUUGCAGCAGUCAUACCUAAGAUGGUCCAAGCACUUGGCAAGAUGUGGAAGAAGGCUGGCAUCCCGCUCAAGCAGGCCGGUAUCACCAUGAUCAAGAUCUUGGCUCUGUCGCGCAACGGUGCUCUUGCCGAUCACCUCCAACAACUAGAAGACCCCAUCGCCGACGCAUUAAAGCCGGGUCUGGGUCCGAGCGGCGCGAGUGCAAGCUCUGGCUCCUCGAGCACUGUUGCUGGCCUCCAAAUCGAGACGCUCGGUGCAAUCAGUACUAUCACCGAGACAAAUUCGACAGCUGUGCUUACGCCAUUCGUCAUUGCGCUGAUUCCGUCAGUCACAGCAGUUGCUCGAGGCAGAAACGACAAGGUCUCUGGGGAGGCCUUGGCUACCCUGGAACAAUUCGUGAAAGCGCUCACGCCUCCACGGCUAUCUACGCCAAAUCAAGACCAUGCGAUUCACAUUGAGAAGUUGUUCGAUGUGAUCGUCAAUCGAGUCACUGACAACAAUACUGAUCUUGAAGUCCGGCAUCGCGCGAUCCAGGUCUUCGGUGUCUUGAUCGCCCGAACAUCGUCAACGCAGCUCAUCUCAUCUGCACACCACGCAAAAGCGCUAGGCAUUCUGAAUGACCGUCUGAGAAACGAGACAACUCGCUUGGCCAGCGCUCGAGCUAUUGGUCUCGUAGGUGAAUCCGCUGGGGUGUCCGAUAACGUCAGUGGGCUAUGGGUCCAAGAAGUCUCUAUGGAAAUGGCUAAUCAGCUACGCAAGGCUGAUCGGGCGCUGCGUGCCGCUUGCUUGGAGGCUUUGCAGUACUUAGCACUGAACACUGUCACAGCCACGCUCUACGACACAAAGACGAUUGCGCAGCUCAAGGAGAAACUCUUGCCACUGCUAGCGACGUCAGAUCUUAAUCUCCUCACUCCCGCUCUGGUCAUACUAGCUAGGAUCCUUCCCACGAGUGCCUCAGACCUGAUAACAGACGACCUAAUUGAAGGUCUCUGCGCCGUCAGCAAAACCCGUCUCGAAGGCUCACCCUUGAAAGCAUACCUCCUGGUUAUCAAAGUUAUCGCUGAGCAGGGUGUCGGCAACGGUCUCAUGCAGAGUCUCCUUGCGAUAGGAAUCGCUGGUGACACUCUUGUGUUGGGUCGGGCCAUUGGCACGUUACUGGUGUUCUCGACAUCACAGCUUGCUGUAUCUGUACCUACAUUCUUGACAGAAAUCCAGACCUCGACGAAUCCGGAAGCGACCUGUCUCGCCAUUACAGUGCUCGGAGAAGUCGGUUUCAGGACGGGUGCCAAAUCACCUGUGCAAAUGGACGUCUUCACAGGCUGCCUGAACUCAACGUCUGACCGCGUACGGCUGGCCGCAGCGACAGCUCUGGGUAGCGCUAGUUCCAGCAACCUUUCUGCCUGCUUGCCUUUCAUCAUAGAGAAUCUCGGCCAGAACUCAGAACAGGAAUAUCUGUACCUUCACUCACUCAAGGAGAUCCUGCAACACGUCACCGAUUCCGACAGCAAAGACUUUGUGCCUUUUGCACAGGAGCUUUGGCAGAAGUUGUUUGGUCUGUCCACAACCGAUGACACUCGUGCCGUGGCGGCCGAGUGCAUCGGUAGAGUCGCCAUGAUCGAACCACAGACCUAUGUUCCUCUACUCACCCAGUCCCUGCAGAGCCCAGACGCCACGACCCGCGGCACAGUAAUCUCAGCAUUCCGCUUCACCCUAGCCGACCCAAGUUCCGCCUACAACACUCUACUAGCCCGGACAAUUGUCCCAAUGCUUCGCACCAUGCUCUCAGACGCCGACCUCAGCAACCGCCGGCUUGCCGUUACCACUCUAAACGCCGCGAUUCACAACAAGCCCAAUCUCGUCAUCCCCGAAAUCGGCCAACUCCUCCCACAGGUCCUCGACGACUCAGUCAUCAAGCCAGAUCUCAUCCGCGUCAUCACGAUCGGACCCUUCAAGCACAACGAGGAUGGCGGUCUCGACCUCCGAAAAGCUACGUACGCCACACUGUAUGCGCUACUAGAUUGCCCGGCUGCGAUCCCGCACCUGCCCAUCCCGCGCAUCUUCGAUCGCAUAUUGGAUGGAAUCACCGAUGACGCCGACAUCCGCACCCUGUGUAACCUCAUGCUCGCCCGCCUUACCGUACUCGAUCCAGAGGAGACACGUCGUCGUCUGUCGCCGCUAGCAGAGAAGUUCAAGGUCGUGUUGGGCGUCAAGCUCAAGGAAAACGCGGUCAAACAAGAGAUCGAGAAAGCCAACGAAGCCAACGCCGCUGUCAUCCGGACGUCGUUGGAGCUGGACCGAAACUUCGAGAAUGCGGCAGGCGAGAUCGCUGGCGGUGGGGAGAUGGUCGGCUGGAAGGGGUACAUUGAGAUGGUUCGCAAGGAGUUUGCGGCUGUGGUGAGAGGGAUUCAGCAGGCGGAGGGAACCUAG